Acanthamoeba castellanii str. Neff is the source of this 1750-nucleotide messenger RNA. RefSeq names its product FRAP-related family protein. NCBI's taxonomy places the organism in Eukaryota, Discosea, Longamoebia, Acanthamoebidae. The transcript has 10 exons. The annotation marks the transcript as partial. Gene Ontology annotation, cellular component: nucleus. Gene Ontology annotation, molecular function: protein serine/threonine kinase activity; protein binding. Gene Ontology annotation, biological process: DNA damage checkpoint signaling; telomere maintenance; protein phosphorylation. The record is from RefSeq and is a predicted model, not a curated record.
AUGUGCCUGGGGGAGAUGGGUGCCAUCGAUCCUGGCCGGCUCGAGCUAGACGUCAAGUCUGAACUCCACAGGCUGGUGGGCACCAGCAACACCAACAAGCCGCUCGAGUACGAAGAGGACGACGAGAUGGCCUUUCAGCUCAUUUCUUCGCACCUGCUCCCAGCGUUCAGAGCUGCGCGCGACACGCGAGGCCAAGAUAGGGCCGCUUUCGCAAUUCAGGAAGUGCUCAAGCUGUGCGGGUGUACCGAGCAAACCCCCGUCGUGCUGGCCGAACGGCGCGCUGCCAAAGAGGCCGCCAAGGGAAGGAAGCGGAAGACCCAGAAGAACUUGCCAAGCGAGGUCAAGCGUGGCGUGCGAUUUUGGCGACGGUUUUCGGAGGACGUGCGAGAGUUGAUGAUGCCGUUUCUGUCGUCGCAGUACGUGCUGCAGGCGCCCUCGACCCAGCCCAGGGUGCCCAUUUACCCCGGUUCCAAGGACUACCAGUCGUGGGUCUCGACCUGGGCGGCGACGCUUAUCCAGCGCGUCAAGGGGCCACAAGCCGACCUUUUCCAGACCUGCCGCGGCGUCGUCAAGGACGAUCUCAAUACUGCUCACUUCCUGCUCCCGUACCUCGUGCUCAGCGUAUUACGGUAUGGCGGUGAGGAGGACAACGCUGCCAUUUGUGCAGAGUUCCUGGCAGUGCUGGAGGAUCCCUCGCGAGGCAAGAGUCCGUCGGCCAAGAACGAGAGGAGCCUGGACGAGCGGAGCCAGAUGAACACCGCGACUAUCUUCUCGCUCAUCGAUCUGCUAAACAACUCGGGGACAAAGAAUAAACCGAGCGAUGUCGAACACGUGGAGCAGCUGUUGGCCCAGAUACCGCAGCUCACCCUCGCGCAAGCGUCGCUCCGCUGCAGAACCUACACGCGCGCCCUCCUCCACUUUGAGCUCCACCUACGCAAGGAAAUCAACCUGGAUACCAACCGCAGUCAAGUUGCUCUCCAAACCGGCAGUGGCGAGAUACUAGCCGUCAAUAGUUCGCUGAUGCAGAAGAUCUACACGGGACUGGAUGAGCCCGAUGGUCUCAAGGGCAUCGCCACCCUGAGAGCAUCCAACACACUGCGGGACCACAUUGUCGACCUGGAGAACUCGGGCAAAUGGCGCGAUGCCUUCAUGUGCUACGAUCAGAGAACUUCUCGCACCAGAUCGGACGUCAACUGCCUGCUGAAUCUGGGUCAGCUCGAGACGAUGCUCAACCUCGUGACGGCGCAGCUGGCAUCUCAUCGACCAGACCGUUACGAAGCCGUGCUCAUGUCCUACGGCGUGCAAGCGGCGUGGCGGCUAGGCAAGUGGGACAUUCUCCACAAGUUCCUAUCGCCUCACCUGCGGCGCAGCGGCCUGCCCGAUACCAACAGCUUGAGCCUGACGAACUCUACGUCGGCUUCUUCCGUUGAAACUCUCGGUGAUUCGCCCUUGGACUUCGAGGUGGCGAUCGGUGGUCUGGUGUCGGCCAUCAAGCGGCAGGACGACACACUCUUCCAGAAACUGUUGGAGAAGACGAGAGCCGAGGUCAUGGGCGUUCUUUCGGCUGCGAGCAUGGAGUCGUACCAGCGUGCCUACCCCUACAUCACCAAGCUGCACAUGCUACACGGUACCGCUACCAAUAACACUUGCAAUCGAGCCGAGCUCCUCCGCGACUGGCAACAUCUUACCGUGUGGUAUGCGCGAGCAGAGCUGGAGCAGAGUUUCGGCCUCAGCUCGACGGGUGAUGGCG